Molecule: messenger RNA, 504 nt
Organism: Gaeumannomyces tritici R3-111a-1
Lineage: Eukaryota; Fungi; Ascomycota; Sordariomycetes; Magnaporthales; Magnaporthaceae
Product: iron sulfur cluster assembly protein 2
Exons: 4
Coding region: 1-504 (167 amino acids)
Biological process (GO): iron-sulfur cluster assembly; intracellular iron ion homeostasis
Cellular component (GO): mitochondrial matrix; cytoplasm
Molecular function (GO): 2 iron, 2 sulfur cluster binding; ferrous iron binding
Source: RefSeq, a predicted model, not a curated record
AUGCAGCCCCUAAGAACCGCCCUGCGCGCCGCUGGCAGGACAGCACUGAGGCCGACGCCCCUGCGCCGCGCUCCCAUCGCUGCCCUGCAGCUCCAGACCCGAUCCUACCACGAGAAAGAUGAGCCCCGGAACCCCGGGUCGCUGGACCGCAAGGACCCCAUGGUCGGCACCGGCCUGGUGGGCGCCCCCGCCUGCGGCGACGUGAUGAAGUUGCAGAUCAGGGUGGACAACGGCACCAUCACCGACGCCAAGUUCAAGACUUUUGGCUGCGGGUCCGCCAUUGCGAGCUCGAGCUACCUGACGGAGCUGGUCAAGGGCAUGAGCAUAGAGGACGCCGGCAAGAUCCGGAAUACCGACAUCGCCAACAACCUUCACCUGCCCCCUGUCAAGCUUCACUGCUCCAUGCUCGCGGAGGAUGCCAUCCGCGCCGCCAUAGCCGACUACCACACCAAGAACCCGCCCACGAACCUGGCAGCGACCGAGGCCAAGACGCUGGACAACUAG